AUGAGCAAGAACGACGUCGGCAUCCCCUUCCUGCUCGUCCGCCAGUCGACGUCUGCUACUGAGCGAACAUCCGUCUGCAACAAGUGGUCCCUUGUGACUGACGGUCUGACCUGCACGGCGUUGGCGAGCCAGGCGGGGAUUACGCUGAAGCAGUUUUUGGCGUGGAAUCCGGCGGUGAGUAGCGAUUGUGUGACGAAUUAUUGGUUGGGGGAGGCGUAUUGUGUUGGUGUUAGUGCUAAGUACCGGGAGGGGGGGGAGUAUAUGGACAAGAAUCGAUUGAAGAAGUUGGCUGUGUCUUCUUUUCUGCUUGUCGGUAGCGAUAUAGUCCUCCGGAUCCUGCUCCCUCUCUUCCACAAACUCAAACGCUUUCCACUCCAUGUUCUCCCCGUCUCCGCCCACAAUAUCCUCAAACGCCUUGAUGACUCCGUCCUCCGGCCUCCAGUCCUCACCGACCUGCCACGUCACUUUUCCUUUCCCAUCUCCUCCAACGGCAGGCGCCUCGUAUCUCACCCCCCAUCGGAACAUAACCGUCUCCUCCUCAUACGAAGUUGGAGGCACGUCAUCACUCCCUUUAUACUCCUUCGCCCUCUCCUUGGAGGGCCGCCACGUAAGCCACGUAAAAAGCUCGGCGUCUCGAAUGGCGGGCAUCUUUUGCCGUUGCAGAGACGAGGCAAACGCCGAGAGCAAAGGGUUGAUGCGUUCCGCGAUGGGGCGCAGACGGAACAUGUCGGGGUUGCGGAGGUCGUAUAUGUCCGGUGCGUCGCCCCGGUACUCUUCCUCCUCGUCGGACAUCAACUCGUGCGUCUCGUCGUCGUCUUCCUGGCCGGGCGGGUAGUGCUCCUCUCUCGUGAUGGCGAACCCUGUCGCGUGGGGAUCUUCCCCUCGCGGGCCGGAAAAGUACCAGCUGCCGUCGGGCGCGCACGGGUGGAAUUCCACGUUGAGGUGCCGCAUUUCCUCCAGGCGACUUCCCAGGUCCUGCAGGCCAAGAGACACAGGGUCCAUGCCUUCAAACUCGUUGGUCGAGGACGACGACGACGCGCCAACAAGGUCGGGCAUCUGCGCCGCUUGGUCCACCUCGUCCCAAUGGGAGCUGGGCCUCCAGAACCAGAGACGGACCUUGGUGAGGGAGGACGGCAACAAGGGCAUGGCAUGAUGCACAGCCCGCGCGAACUCGGCGCGGUCAUCGCGCCAAGGACCUGCCCAGACGCGGGAAAUUAUGCGCAGUGCCUUGGAUGUGAAGGCAACGGAAAGGCGCUCCCACAGCCAGGGGCAGUCCAGCUCGCGGAGUUGAGGGAGGCGGGUGGCGAGUUCGAGGGGCGUGGAAUCCCGGUCGGGGAGGAUGCGCAGUUGAGUGACGCGGUUGAGGAGGGGCAGGCUGUCCGGGUUCUGGACGGUGAGGCGGCGAGUGUGGAAGGCGCGGUGCAAGCAGUCUAG
Molecule: messenger RNA, 1434 nt
Organism: Penicillium canescens
Lineage: Eukaryota; Fungi; Ascomycota; Eurotiomycetes; Eurotiales; Aspergillaceae
Product: LysM peptidoglycan-binding domain-containing protein
Exons: 6
Coding region: 1-1434 (477 amino acids)
Source: RefSeq, a predicted model, not a curated record